Penicillium mononematosum is the source of this 693-nucleotide messenger RNA. RefSeq lists its product as uncharacterized. The coding region runs from base 1 to 693 and encodes 230 amino acids. The transcript is spliced from 4 exons. The record is from RefSeq and is a predicted model, not a curated record. Lineage: Eukaryota; Fungi; Ascomycota; Eurotiomycetes; Eurotiales; Aspergillaceae.
AUGCGCUUGGUUGUACCUUUCCUCGCUGCUGCCGGCCUUGCCAGCGCAGGACUGCUAGAGACAGUUGUCAAGAGAGAUGACACCUGGGGUGGUAGUGUCUCGCUCGGUCCCUCCAAGUCCACUAUCGUCAACGCUGUCACAACUCUGAUCCCCGGAGCUGCCCCAGAGACCCAGAACGGUGUGCUAUUCCUCUGGCCUGGAAUGUCCAACGGAACUGGUGACCUAGUCCAGACUACCCUGGAAAGCUGGUCGAGCAACGCAUGGUGCGGAGCAAGCACCGGCCAGUGGUGUGUGCGCGCCAGUGUCUUUGGCAGCUUUGGCCAGCUCGAUGGCCCUGGAUCACCUGUGAGCGGAACCGACGAGGUGCGAAUUGAGUACAACCUUGAGUCCGAUGGACAGACCUGGAAGCAGACUGUUACAAAUGGCAAGACUGGUGCUGAACUUUCCACUUACUCCCACGAAUCUGGACCCUACAUGCGAGGAUACGGCACCGGAACUGAGUGCAACAACAACUGCUCGGGAACUAUCGCUCCGCAGAAAUAUUUGAACACUGUUAUCACUCUGGCCUCAGCUGAUACUACCUUUGGCUCGACGAUUUCUAGCGCGGGUGGUGCUACCUACACUGAAGUUUCAUCCAGCCAGGGUGGAAAGGUAUGGACUAUCAAGCAGAUUGACAUUCCCGCGAUGAAUUGA